Messenger RNA from Conger conger (European conger), 3316 nucleotides. RefSeq names its product protein phosphatase 2, regulatory subunit A, beta a (gene ppp2r1ba). Gene Ontology annotation, cellular component: cytoplasm; protein phosphatase type 2A complex. Gene Ontology annotation, biological process: protein dephosphorylation. Gene Ontology annotation, molecular function: protein phosphatase regulator activity; protein binding. NCBI's taxonomy places the organism in Eukaryota, Metazoa, Chordata, Actinopteri, Anguilliformes, Congridae. The record is from RefSeq and is a predicted model, not a curated record. The transcript is spliced from 15 exons. Bases 82 to 1851 code for a protein of 589 amino acids.
GCGCUGCUACAGUUUGUCCCUGUUCUCUCCGACAAGAAACCCCGUCGCAGGAUCAGGCGGAAGCCGCAAACCUUAUCCAAAAUGGCGGGAGCUGAUGGAGACGACUCUCUCUACCCUAUUGCAGUGCUCAUUGACGAGCUUCGAAACGAAGAUGUACAGCUCCGGCUGAACAGCAUAAAGAAGCUGUCCACCAUCGCCCUGGCCCUGGGCGUGGAGAGGACACGCACAGAACUCCUCCCCUUCCUGACCGACACCAUCUACGAUGAGGACGAGGUGCUCCUGGCCCUGGCUGAGCAGCUGGGGAACUUCACCAUGCUGGUGGGAGGCCCCGAGUACGUCCACUGCCUGCUGCCCCCUCUGGAGAGCCUGGCCACAGUGGAGGAGACGGUGGUGCGGGACAAGGCGGUGGAGUCGCUGCGUAAGAUCUCCCACGAGCACUCGCCCGUGGACCUGGAGGUGCACUUCGAGCCGCUGGUGAAGAGGCUGGCCAGCGGGGACUGGUUCACCUCCCGCACCUCCGCCUGCGGCCUGUUCAGCGUCUGCUACCCCCGCGUCUCCAGCACCGUCAAGGCCGAGAUCCGCCAGCAUUUCCGAACCCUGUGCUCAGACGACACCCCCAUGGUGCGUCGCGCCGCUGCGGGGAAACUGGGCGAGUUCGCCAAGGUCCUGGAGCUGGACUACGUCAAGAGCGACAUCAUUUCCCUCUUCACCGCCCUGGCCUCCGACGAGCAGGACUCUGUGAGGCUGCUGGCGGUGGAGGCGUGCGUCAGCAUCGCCACCCUGCUGCCCCAGGAGGACCUGGAGGCGCUGGUGAUGCCCACCCUGAGGCAGGCUGCCGAGGACAAGUCCUGGAGGGUCCGCUACAUGGUGGCCGACAAGUUCUCCGAGCUCCAGAAGGCUGUGGGCCCCGAGAUUACCAAGAACGACCUGGUUCCGGCCUUCCAGAACCUUCUGAAGGACUGCGAGGCGGAGGUCCGGGCUGCCGCCGCCAACAAGGUCAAAGAGUUCUGUGAGAAUUUACCGGAGGACAGCAAAGAGACCAUCAUCAUGAGCCACAUCCUGCCCUGCGUGAAGGAGCUUGUGUCGGACACAAACCAGCACGUGAAAUCCGCCCUGGCCUCCGUCAUCAUGGGCCUGUCCACCAUCCUGGGGAAGGACAACACCGUGGAGCACCUCCUCCCGCUGUUCCUGGCCCAGCUGAAGGACGAGUGCCCGGAGGUGCGGCUCAACAUCAUCUCCAACCUGGACUGCGUGAACGAGGUGAUCGGCAUCCGGCAGCUGUCCCAGUCCCUGCUGCCCGCCAUCGUGGAGCUGGCCGAGGACGCCAAGUGGAGGGUGCGGCUCGCCAUCAUCGAGUACAUGCCCCUGCUGGCGGGGCAGCUGGGUGUGGAGUUCUUCGACGAGAAGCUGAACUCCCUCUGCAUGGCGUGGCUGGUGGACCACGUGUACGCCAUCCGGGAGGCUGCCACCUGUAACCUGAUGAAGCUGGUGGAGAAGUUUGGAGCGGAGUGGGCCCAGAACACCAUCGUCCCCAAAGUGCUGGGCAUGGCCAACGACCCCAACUACCUGCACAGAAUGACCACGCUCUUCUGCAUCAACUCGCUGUCCGAGGCCUGCGGGCAGGAUAUCACCACCAAGCAGAUGCUCCCGGUCGUCCUCAAGAUGUCCAACGACCAGGUGGCCAACGUGCGCUUCAACGUGGCCAAGUCCCUGCAGAAGAUCGGCCCGGUGCUCGACAGCAACGCCCUGCAGACCGAGGUGAAGCCCGUGCUGGAGAAGCUGGCCAGCGAUCAGGACAUGGACGUCAAGUACUUCGCCCAGGAAGCCAUCAGCGUCCUGGCCCUGGCCUAAUCGAGCACGUCUGCGAGUCUGAGCCUGCACCACGCCCCUGAGACUCAGCGCACCUGUAUUUAUUGAUAUCCAGGAUCAACCGUCUGCUUCUAGGGAAACCACAGGGCUGUGAACCGCUCCUUCCUGCUCGGGCGGCUGUAGAGGCUUAGGGGACGCAUUGGUGUUGGCCGUACGUGCUGUAAAUUUCGCUGCUUCCAUCAUCCGAACAUCCCAGAUCCAUUUAGCGUAGAAUUCUGUGGAGAGACACGCACAGACACAGACACAGACACAGACACAGACACAGACACAGACACAGACACAGACACAGACACAGACACAGACACAGACACAGACACAGACACAGACACAGACACACACACACACACACACACACACACACACACAGAAAUACAUUAGUUUCUGUGCCUUGUGUCUGUGGUCUGUUCUCCUGCUUGCUGGUUUUUCAGCUGAUGGCACCCCCUCCCCCAUCGGUUUGUGUUAAUUUAUUUCUGUCCCAGUGCCUGUGACGGACACGUCUGCAGCUUUGAUUUUUCUCUUAGAGAUUGCACCCGUCUCUGCAAGCAGACACAGUAACUUCUGUCUGCUUGACAGCUUGUAGCUGCCAGCACACAACAGAUUGAUCCUUUCCCUCCUGCAGCCUGGAUCUGCUCUCACCCAAGGUGUGAUGUGACCUUGUUCUGCCUACUCUCUCCCCCGCCCCCCCCCAACACACGCCGUCACACACACACACACACGCACACACGCACACACACACACACACACACACAGUGCACCCCUUUUCUGCAUCGUUGCUGAGCUUUUACGAGCCGUUUGCAGCUGACUGCAUCGAGGGCCCCAUGAAAGGACUUUUACACGAGGGACCAUUGCAGUGGGAGUUGGUGCAUGUCUUGAAAGGGGGGGUGGGGGCUUUUAUUUUUUCCUGUCUCCUGUUAUUGUAAAUCUUUAACUCCGGACCCCAUCAGAAUGGCCACCAGUGCCAUCAAUACUGUGUGUGAACCUGGCUGUUCUUAUGAGGCACUGGGACUCAAAUGCCUGGUUACCCUGGUUGUCGUAACGGGGUUUUGGGUCCGCCACACAUUUUAAAAUUUAUUUUCCCUCCAUUUGUGUGCGGAAAUUCCUUUCAUUUUUUUUGCAUGAAUACAGACUAUUUAGGUUUUUAAAAUACCCCCCCCCCCCCCCCCCAACCAAACUCCAGCCUGGAGAACUAAAUGUACCGGGGAGAUCCUGGGUAAUGCCCCCCUUGGUUUACUGUGGAGGCUAGAUACUGCCCUCCUUAUAAAUGAAUAAAACUAACCUGCUUGCUGCCCCCAUUUCAUAGCUCUAACGUUGACCACCUUCAGUGUUCUGUGUCAUUAGAAUGUGCUUCAGUUUUGUAUUGAAUAACUCCUCCACCGACAUCCCAACUAUGGGACACUACUACUAUGUAUGACGAGGGAAAUCUAAUAAAGUAAUACUUACAUGGUGA